AUGGCCAGGACUGGUUUCUGCGACUCCAAGCCCCUGCUGGACUUACACAAGAAGGCGGAUGAGAGGCGAGCCCCAUUAAGAGCCUGGGCUAAUGCCUGUGGGCCCAUAGAUCGCUGGCAGCCUGUAGAGGUGGACGAGUCCAGGAUGGCCUCUUUCAAAAUGGAGACAGAGCGCAGAUGGGAGAGGAGGUUAUCAAUGCAAGCAAGUGAAGACAUCAUGGGGUUCCAAGAAGACGGGGAAACAUGCUCAGCUGGUAGUGUAAUAGCAGAUGGGUGUGUGGACGAGUCUGUGCUGCCCCUCGGGCUGCAGGGCCUUCACAGCCUACAGGCGCUGUUGCCCAGCUUGCUGCGCCAUGAAGUGGAGAUGGCACUGGAGAAGCUGGACCUCAUAUGGGACCGGACAUACGCCUGGGACAUGUUCUUGGAUAUGAUGAGAACUCAGACACAGUACUGUUUUCCCAACGCUGACCUGCCCCGGCAUUUCACUGAGGUCACUCGUGCUGUCCUGGUAGACUGGCUCAUUCAAGUUCAUGAGAUGAUGCAGUUUCAGGCUGAGACCCUCUAUCUGGCCGUGCACCUCCUCAACCGCUCCCUGCAGCAGGUCAAGGUGACCACAGCCAACCUGCAGCUCCUCGGGAUGGUUUGCCUCUUCCUUGCUGCAAAAAAGGAAGAGUGCCUCCUGCCUGAGGUGUCUGGACUCUGCUACUUAAUGGACCACACCUACACUAAGCAUCAGCUGCUGCGUAUGGAGCGCAAAGUCCUCUGUGGGCUCAAGUUUGAUUUGUCCUACUGUCCCCCUCUGCAUUUCCUCAUUCUCCUUGCCUCCAUUGCUCGCUGCAGCGCUAAGGUGGUGUGGAUGGCUCGCUAUCUGCUGGAGCUGUCUCUCCUGGAGGGCCAGUGUGUGGUGUUUCUGCCUGUGCAGCUGGCAGGAGCGGCCCUCUGCUUGUCCCGCCAAGUUCUACAGGAGCCCCCGACACCGGAAGGGGAGGCUGCUUGGUGUCUGGCCUCCAGCGUCCAUGUCGGCAGUGAGACCGUCCUGCUGAGGAUCAUGCACAUCCUGGCCAGUGCUGCAGCCAAGGCACACACCCGCGAGACCUGUGCUACUUUUAUUAAAUUCUCCUCCCCAGAGACCAUGCACGUCAGCAGACACCCGGGUCUAAAGAACGCCUGUGGCCUGCUGGGCAUAUGCACUUGA
Chelmon rostratus (copperband butterflyfish) is the source of this 1194-nucleotide messenger RNA. It is a transcript of the gene ccnp, whose product is annotated as cyclin P. Bases 1 to 1194 code for a protein of 397 amino acids. The record is from RefSeq and is a predicted model, not a curated record. Gene Ontology annotation, cellular component: nucleus; cyclin-dependent protein kinase holoenzyme complex; centrosome. Gene Ontology annotation, biological process: regulation of cyclin-dependent protein serine/threonine kinase activity; mitotic cell cycle phase transition. The transcript has 9 exons. Gene Ontology annotation, molecular function: cyclin-dependent protein serine/threonine kinase regulator activity. Lineage: Eukaryota; Metazoa; Chordata; Actinopteri; Chaetodontiformes; Chaetodontidae.